CACAGAAUCGCCAGACUGGAAAGAACAGUAGAGAGUUUGGUUGACCGUCUGGAUGCCAAGAUCGAUGCCCUAGCUAGCCGGUUCAACGAAGAAACCCCUCCGAGGAGGGCAGAACAAAGUAUCAUUGAGCGUGAACCAGCUCCUGUGCUCCUCAUCAGGGAGGCUGCCUUAGACGCUGGCGUACGCUCACCGGAGCAGAACGACGCUCAUCCUGAAGUGUAUGCCGACCUGAUAUCUUCAGGGCUGGUUUCAUUGUCUAUCGCCCACUCAUUGGUCGAACUAUUCCAUACCCACUACGGCAGAUGGGUGAAGUUUCCAGAGGAUCUCUCAACACCGGCCCUUCUCUCACGGAUCAGACGAUCGUCGCUUCUUACGUGCAGUGUAUUGCUAAUUGCAGUCAGACACACCACGCCAGACCUUGCGGACAGACUCGCGCCUCAGUUGUUCCGAGAAGCAAAACGCCUUGUCACCUCCUCCUUACUCGUGGUGCCCCAGACGACGCCAUUCUUCCAAGCGGUUCUGAUUUUGAGCCUGUGGUCGACGACCAUCGGCCAAGUGCCGCUGAGUGUUGACAGCUGGCUUUUGACCGGCUAUGCUUUGCAGCAGGCAUUGAUCAGCCCGGACUUUGUGGAAGUCAUGCGACCCGACGCAGCUCUUCCGACCGUACAAAAACAUGUCGAUGCAUGGUGCCUUUGGAACCACCUAUGCCUGGCUCACUUACAGCAUGUCCCUCCCCUCGUCGCUCGCACCCGCCGCCAGGCUCAACUGACCGACGUCGACAUCGAACGCUGCGCACGAUUGAUGCAAACGGACAGCACCACCAACUACGAAGCGCGAAUGAUCGCUGAGGUCAAGCUGUACUGGAUCAUCUACCGCAAGUGUUGCGGAUCGCAACCGGAUCUCGAAGCCGUGAAACGCGCUCUAGCGAAUUGGCAGCAAGAGUUCCUCGUACUGUUUGCGCAACCUCGCUCCCAGUUCCUGCGCAUGGGCUUCCACUUCGCGCACCUCCUCGCCCACAGCAACCGCCUGAAAUCCUCAUCUCAAGAGUCAUCCGACAACAUGGCCACCACCACCACCACCACCAGCGCAUCCCUCGUCGCCGGAAUGCUGUCCCACGCGAAAAACAUCAUCGACCUCGCGAUCGACACCACGGACGACCGAACCCGCCACCUGACGGAUCAGAUCUACCACCUCGUCACGUUCGCGGCGCUCACUCUCUGUCGCCUCGUGCACACCUACGAGGCGAACCUGCGCGCCACGGGUCACGAUCUGGACGCGUUGGAUGGUCUGGUGGUGCAGCUCGUCGACUGGCUGCGGUCGAUUGGGCUUCCAACAAACCACACGGCAUAUAUGCUAGGUGAUAUUGUGUUUACGCGGUUCGCCAAACUGCGACCGCAUUCGCGAGUGCUGGCGUCGAUCACCGCCAGGAGAGGGGGAGGAGAGGAGAAGGUGGACGCCGACUUGGCGCAACCGCUUCUCGACGACAGGUUGUUCUCGGAUGAUGUUCCGGCGCUGUCGUAUCCCGGGUUCAUCGGGCUGGAGCUUUUCGACAUGGGGCUGGGCGGGGCAGAGGUGUCGUGGCCGCAGUGGGAGGGGGAGUUGUAUUCGUCGACGUAG
Messenger RNA from Aspergillus aculeatinus CBS 121060, 1617 nucleotides. RefSeq lists its product as uncharacterized. The annotation marks the transcript as partial. Lineage: Eukaryota; Fungi; Ascomycota; Eurotiomycetes; Eurotiales; Aspergillaceae. The record is from RefSeq and is a predicted model, not a curated record. Gene Ontology annotation, molecular function: transcription cis-regulatory region binding; DNA-binding transcription factor activity, RNA polymerase II-specific. Gene Ontology annotation, biological process: regulation of DNA-templated transcription. Gene Ontology annotation, cellular component: nucleus. The transcript has 4 exons.